UUUUCAAUUGACCAUAGUGUCACCAAUCAUCCAGCAAUAAUGGAAUAGUUUUCCAUUAUUAAUUAUUAAUCCAUAAAGUGGUUAAGUAUUGAAAUAUAUUUUUUUAAACAUGCAUUUUCUUUUCAUGCAUGUUUGGUCUUCUUAAUAUUUCCUACAACUUUCCAGUCAAGCAGGUUACAAAAUUGAGGAAAAGUUUAGCUUCCAAGGAAUUUUGGAUCUGGGGUGGUCACUGACUUUUCUGGAUGAAUCCAUAGAAAAAGCUAUUUAGCUGUGUGACAUCAUAAGGUCUUUGAUUUUUUAAGUCCUCAUCCUUGGAGGAUGUCCUUCUGAGCAGAAAGAAGCACGAAUGGAACACAUGAAAUGUUGAGAGGGUGACCUUAGUUUGGCAUUUUAAAUAAAUCAAGAAGCAGUAAAUGGGCUCAGUGUGUGAAGAACCCUGCCUCCUAGCUAUGCUAGCAAUCGUCAAUUGUGGUAUUUCCCUCAGCUACUGUGUAUUUUAAGUUUGGUAUUUGGAAUUGGGAUUGCUUUUAAUGUAUUUUAACACUGUUCCCCACUCAGUCAUUUAUUGAGAUUGACAGCUAUAGUCAUGGAAUAAAUAAAUGCACAGACAUGGAGAAUUGUGAAGAUAUAAAUUUCACUGUAAUAAUUUUUGAAAUAUAACAAUAGCCUUAUUCCUUCAAGCUGAAGGGGAAGUUUUUUAGGGAAUGCAACUUUUAAAAAACCAACUUCUCUUUAUUCUCCCUGCUGUUUACCAUUUUGUUAUUGUUGUUGUUCUUCUUUUCCAAUUUUGUUUCUAAGUGUUACUUAACUCCUGUUUCCUUCUCAAGAUCUUCUGCUUGCCAUAAUGGCCAAGUUGAUGCAAGCACCCCCUAAGUUUCUGCCCCCCGAAUGGUACAUUGCUAACAAGAUCCAAUACAGUAGUGCCGAGGCCCAGCGCUCUCGUUCGGAACGCUUGGUGGAUGAGAGCCAGCGGCUGGUAGAUGAAAUCGAGAGGACCACUCAGAAGACCCAGAGUGAUGUCAACAAGAGAAUAGAACAGAGACUUGAGGAGAUAAAAUUCUGGAGGCAGCAGUUGGAUGACAAACUUGACCAGAUUGUGAAGGAGACUGAAGUGCUUUUGUCAUUCAAAACAAGGCUGGAAAAGGCUCUGGAGGGCUGCAAAGAACCACUUUUCACUGCUCAGGAGUGUCUCUUAAACCGGGAAAGGCGGGUUGGCAUUGACUUGGUCCAUGAUGAAGUGGAACGGGAGCUGAUCAAAGAAGUUGAGGUCUUCCAGGGAGUUGUUGCUCUGCUUGAACGUACACUGGAGCAAACUGAUGAGCAACUCAGGCUUAAUCGCACAGCCAAAUACAAUCUUGAACAGGACCUGAAGGAUAAAUUCACGGCCUUCACAAUUGACAACUAUUGCUCCAAUCUGACCAACAACUCUACUGAUAUUGGAUAUGCCCAAAAUGUUGUGAAGGUUGAGGAGAACUCAGUGAGCCCUGAACAAUGGCUGGAUUUCUCCAACACAAAUGUUGAAAAAGCUGACAAACAGCGAAACAAUUCCCUGGCUCUCAGAGCCUUGAUUGACAGCAUUUUGUCCCAGACUGCAAGUGACAUGCGCAAGCAAAACAGGACAGUAAACAUUGCGUUCCAGAAUAGGGUGAAGGAGACCAAGGAUGCCAAGAACAAAUUAGAAAUACACCUGGCAAAGCUGAUGGAGGAGAUCAACUCUCAGACCAAAAAUAUUGAUGCUCUGAGGAAAGCUAUCCUGGAUAAGAAGGGGCCAGCCCAGGUGGCCCAAACUCGCCUGGAGACCCGGACUCACCGUCCAAAUGUAGAGCUUUGCCGAGACAUGGUGCAAUAUCGACUCAUGAAUGAAGUGCAGGAAAUCAACCAUAAUAUCCAGAGGCUGAUGGACACAUUGGCUCAGGCUGAAAUAGAACUGAAAGGCCUAAACCGCCGGCAGCUCUCCCUGGAGGAAGAGAUUGAAGUCAAAGCAAAUACUCUUUAUAUUGAUGAAGUGCUCUGCAUGCAGAUGAGAGAGUCCAUUUCCAUCAAUAAUUUCUGAUCCGUGAGGCUGGCGGAAUCUCUGCUUGGCUGGACCCUUACGAGUAGAUCUUGAAACAUUGGCUUAAAACUUUCGAGAAUCUUUUAUAGAAGCCAAACAUCUGCCCUGAACUUUCUACCAGAUAAUAAAUUAGUGAAACCUUGA
Molecule: messenger RNA, 2197 nt
Organism: Thamnophis sirtalis
Lineage: Eukaryota; Metazoa; Chordata; Lepidosauria; Squamata; Natricidae
Source: RefSeq, a predicted model, not a curated record